ACCAGUCAUAAAAGAGCUUUAAAUCAAUCAACCUUUGCCACGCCCUCUUCCUCCGUCUAGGACUCCGCACUCGCGGCUUAGUCUUAGCCCGGGAGAGACGUGGUGAGGAUUGGCUCUGGUUUCUAGCAGAACGACAAAACUCUGGAUUUUCCCAGGUUGUACCCUUCUCUUCCCUUCCCUUCUCUGCCUCAGCGCUGCUUUCUCAAACCGCCGAGGGUCGGAGCGGUUUUGCAGGCCUCGGCUGAAGCCUCUCGAGCUAUUUAUAGCUCCCAGGCAGAGGCAGAAGCGCAGCGGUCGCCAUUUUGAGCGCCGCUUUGCUUGCUCCUGAGGGGAGUGGGGGAACCUUCCCUUCCUUCCAGCGAGGGCCGUUUAGACUCAACUGGAGUCAAUUUUGGCCAGAACUGAGUCUGCAGUCUUCUUAGUCAGCAGAUAGAAGCAGCUGCCGCAUUCAUUAACUCGGACAUAACGACGGAGCAGGAGGCCGCUUGCUGGCGGCCGCCAUUUUGAGAGCCCGACAAACGCCCUCAGGCCAUUCCAGAAGGCCAGAGUUCAGGAGCGGUUUUUGGAAGGUGCUGCUUCUCCCAUCGUUGGCAGCUCGCCGCACACCAAGACUGUUACAAUUACAGGCAACAACAGCCUCCUUCAGGACGCAAUUUCCAAAGACUUCAGUUGGUGGCUGAGUGCGUGCUUUAACUGCCGCCAUUUUCAGCGCUUCCUACCAUCGAUUUCGCUGCUUAUAAGUGUGCUGGCUACCCUCAUUAAGUUGGUCUUGUGGCCACUACCAAGCUUGUGAGUUUGCUGGCUACCCCACUAAGGUGGUCUUGCUGCCACUACCAGGCUUGUAAUUGUGCUGACUACCCCACUAAGGUGGUCUUGCUGCCACCACUUCUAGCCAUCACUUGGCUCCUGGCUACUGGGACCAUCUCUUUUGCAAACACGUUGAGAUUGCCGUUUCUGUGAUAUCUCUGAUUUUGGUAAUGGCAGGUAAAACCACAGCAACUCAGGGCUCUCAAGGUGCCUCCAGCUUUCCCUCCAGGCUGAGGAACGCCAGAUCAGCCAAGCAGGAGGCUGCUGGGAAACUCAGAGCCAGAGCUAUCGCUGGCAGAAGGUCUCCCAAAGCUGCUGGGAAAGAAGCAAGCGGGAGGCAACAGGCAUUGGGAAAACAAUUCUCCAAUGCUGCAGGGCAACAGAACGGGGUAAAGGUUGAUGAGAUGACUUCUGUUCCCACGGAAGCCUCGGUUUUUGACCCUCAACAGGCUCCUUCGACCUCUGCUGCUCCAAGUGCCGGUUCUCCAGAAGGGGAAACAGGUCAGUCCAUUUCUCCCAUGGCAGAAAAGGUGGAGAUGGUUCCCUCUUCCAGUGAGGGGCUUGGCCUUCAGAUCCCUGCUCCUCCAGGUAAAGCUGGACCUCUGGGCCCAGAGGCCACAUUCACUCCUACAGCGGCAGGGCUUCGCCCUCCAGAGGCUCAAGAGAUAGCACUAUCAGAACAAAUGCAGCUUCUGAUUUCUCAGGCUGUUGCCCAAGUUGUAGCUUCGACCCUACACCAGAGAGCUCGACCUGAGUCGACAGCAUCAGAGGUCCCAUCUCACAGCAAUGCAUCCUACCUCUCCCAGGCGGAAGCAGACACAUACCAGGGGCCAGUUUCCCAAUUUAAUUCCUCCAUGAGUAGAACGUCGUUCACAGGGGACGAAGAACAGAGAGAGCUGGGGCUGUCAGAAGAUGAGGACUUACCUCCUGAUCCCCCUGCUUUCACAGGCUUGUUUAAUCCGGACCUCUUUAAAUCCUUGCUUCAGAAGGCCACGAGCACUGCUCAACUUGGUCCUGAAGGUGUCCCCGAGGCUGAACCUUCCACCAGUCAGGGACCUACUGGCUGUUCAGAGGCAACGUUUACCCAACAGGACAUUCCCUGUCCUUCCUUUUUCCUCAGUGAAGUCCAAAAACAAUGGGGAACGCCAGGUAAUUUUUCAGUUCCGGGGAAGACGAUUAAAAAUUUAUUUAAUGUGGCUCCAGCACUGUCAGAUGUGCUAGCAGUCCCCAUGGUAGAUGAGCCCUUAGCAACAACAUUUGUUCCCAACUUCACUAGUUCUGGAGAUAUAGCAGAUUUUCUGACGUUAGAGGAUAAGAGAGCGGAGUAUAACUUCCGCAAAACCCACCAAGCCUCAGCAUGGGCGGUAAAGGCAGCUAUAUCAAUUUCCUUUUUCGCCAGAAUUUCAGUCCUCUGGCUUCGCCAAUUACAGGCUAAGGUACCACCAGAAGAGGUAUGGAUGCACCAAGAUUUAAACAAAUUAGUGGCAGCAUCAGAAUACAUGGCUGACUCAUCCUUGCAGGCGGCCAGAUUUUCCUCCCGUGCAUUAGCAUCUAAUGUUAGCUCUCGCAGACUUCUGUGGCUCAGACAGUGGAAAGCGGAUGUUAAGUCCAAGUGGCGGUUGGCCUCAUCCCCUUACAGGGGAGGCCAGUUAUUUGGAGAGGCACUAACCCCUUAUCUGACUGAGAAGGAUAAGCGUAAGGUCAUGUCCAGUCUUACUAGGAGAGCAGACACGAGAGCUACCCCUUAUGCCCACAAGCAGUUCUUUCGCCCAACCAACACGGGGUCGGAAUUCAACCAUUACUCCCGUCCUCAUCCUCCCAGCUCAACCAACACAGGGUCGGAAUUCACCCAUUACUCCCCUCCUCAUCCUCCCAGACCAGAACCUCAAUUUGACAGAUCUGGUAACAGAGGCAGACCCAGACAGCAAUUUCAGGCCAAGCAGCCCUUUCGAGGUGCCAGAGGCCAUCCUUUCAGAAGGUCCUAGUGACACCAUAGAUGCCUCUCCCAUAGGGAGCAGAUUGGCUCUCUUUGCACACAAAUGGGAGAACACCAAUACAGAUCUCUGGGUCCUCCACACCAUCAGAUUCGGCCUGACUCUAGAAUUCAACUCCAUCCCCCCGAGGCAUUUCGUCUCUUGCCCAUCAUCCAAAAAUCCGGUCAAAAGAAGCCUCAUGAAAGUGGCCAUACAACAUCUGGAGAUCUAGGCCAUAGAACCAGUACUGGCAGGGCAAAAGGAAUUAUUCCAUUCUGUCCAUCAUUCGGAAGGCCUCGGGAGGGUGGAGGGCAAUCCUGGAUUUAAAGAAAUUAAAUAUCCAUUUGGCACACAAGAAGUUCAAGAUGCAAACGCUCCAAUCCAUAUUAGCAGGCAUCAGAAGGGGGGACUUCCUGAUGUCCAUCAACCUGACGAAAGCCAACCUACACAUUCCCAUCUUUCUUGGACACCGGAAAUUCCUCAGGUUCUGCUAUGCAGGCCACCAUUUUGAGUACAGAGCUCUACCAUUCAGCCUGUCACCGGCCUCCAGAAAAUCCAGAUCAUUCGCUCCACCCACCACUUUCAUCUGGGCACGGUGAUAGAUUCAAGGAAGUGCAAGGUUUACCUGUCAAAGUUACGUCGCGACAGUAUCCAAUUUCUCCUCUCUGCAGUACCCCAAGAUAGUAUCUCCCUCAGCCAGGGGGUUCUACAACACCGCCGGGCAUUUGAAAGACUCCUAACAAAAGAGACUUACUCAUCAGACAUGAUGACCAUGAUCCAGGCUUCAAGAAUGCCUGCAACUAAUAGGAUCUAUGAUUCCACAUGAAAGAAUUUCUGUAACUGGUAUGGGAGACAACAAUUAGAUCCAGCUACAAUUCCUAUUCCAAGAAUUUUGGAUUAUUUACCGGAGGGCCUUAAGAGGGGUUUAGCACUCACACAAUCUGCAGACUAGUUGCUGCCCUGUCCACGGUGCUCACAUAUGGCAGCUCAGAGCCCUUGGCUCAACACCCUGUGAUACGUUCCUCUUUCAGGGGAGCAAUCAACAGCAAACCGCCCGUGGUUCACAGAUACCCGUCUUGGGACCUGUCCAAGGGCUUACAGGCUCUCACUUCACCUCCAUUUGAGCUCGUCAGAACCUCCACUCUACGAUUCUGGACAUUCAAGGCCGCCUUCCUAGUAGCUGUUACAUCGGCUAGGAGCAUCUCGAAAUUCGCAGCGCUCCCCACUAGAGAUGACUUACGUAUUUUUCUACGCGUAGACCCCUCCUUCGUCCCAAAUAACAACUCAUUGCCUCACAGGGCGCAAGAGCUUGUGCUGCCAGAUUUUUGUCCUGAGCCGUCCCAUGAAUUGGAACGUAAAUGGCACAUGUUGGAGGUUCACAGAGCGUCAUGUUGCUAUAUUAAGCAAACUGCCCCUUUUCGUAACUCUGAAGCCCUCUUUGUUUCAUUCCACCCCUCUUUAAGGGGUCAGAAGGCGACCGCCUCUACUAUCGGCAGAUGGAUUAGGGCUUGCAUGGCAGGGGCGUCCCAGACGCACUGCUUGCCAGUUCCAAGACGGCACAUUGCACACUCCACUCGUAGUGUGGCAACUUCAGCAGUGUGGGGAACACAGGCGUCAGUCGAAGAGAUCUGCAAGGCAGUGACUUGGUCGUCCCCUUCCCCAUUUGCAAGGCAUUAUAAGUUAGAUACGUUCCCUCAGCAGAGGCUUUAUUUGGCAGGAGACUCCUCCAAAGGGUAGUAAGAGGUAGUGGGACACAGGCUCAGACUUCUUCCCGCCCGUGGGAACAGUGAGGCUUUGAUAUGUCCCAUCUGGAUCCUCCAUUCGUCGUGCUGGAGAAGGGGCCUUGUCUUACUUGAACGCCUUUUCUCAGCAUGACGAUGGAGAAUCCACUCCCCCCCCCCCCAAGGGUCCAUCCAGUCCUGUGUCAGAGGAAUUUGAGCCACCACCAGCUUGGAAAAUCAUCAACUGCUGCACCUUCGUGGUGACUGGGGAUUCCUAGCUGGAGGAAGAGAGGCCUAGCAAAGGUUGAUUGACGUAGUCUCUAAGGCAGAAAGGCAAGAUCAACCCAUCCGUGGAUUCUCCAUCGUCAUGCUGAGAAAAGGCGUUCAGGUGGAUGCCCGGAACAUCAAUGGGAGCACCCCGCUCUGCCAUGCCUGCGCCUCAGGGAUCAUUGACUGUGCAAAAUUCCUACUGUCCCACGGAGCCAAGGUCCCUUGUACAUAACGUCACCUCUCCACGAAGCCUGCUUAAACGGAACUCCCCUGCGACUCUCAGCUUUGUCGUCUCAGACUCCGUCAAGCUCUCGGCCGAACAGCGCUGGAAAAGAUCCCCCACCUCCACAUCCCUAUGAAAUUAGUUGAAUUCCUCUCCUACAGCCAGUGAGCUGCCCGCGGCCCCCGUCUAAAGACCCCCCCAAUCACCCUGCAAAGUUCGGCUUGCGCUCUUCUGAAGCCACCCUCAUUUUCAACAAUGCGCGACUUUUUCCUCGAACGACUGUAAAUAGAAAUUUUAAAACCGUGGCUGGAAGCGGAUUACCUGGUGGUCUCCUUGUCGGCUUGGCGGUUCCUUUGAGUGUGUUGGUGAAAGGCUUUAGCACCCACUGGUAUGUGGGUGCUCUACAUUGAAGAGAUGGAGCGAUAACUUACUGAAGCCUGAUGGGCUCACCCUGUUUUGCGUCUUGUCUACACGUACUCCUCGGCUUACGACCGCCACUGCGCACAAAACCUCUCGCUAAGCGAGACCGUUAAGUAGAUCUCGCCCCAUUUUAUGCCCACCCUUGCCACCGAAUUUAAAUGAAUUGCUGCGGUGGUUAAGUUAGUGGCACCUUUGUUAAGGGGAUCCUACGACCGUUGUAAAGAGGAAUCGGUUGACAAGCAUAUGAAUUUUGAUCCUGUGACUAUGGAGAGGCUACAACGGUCGCAAGUGUGAAAAACGGCAUUUUUCAGUGGCGUUUGUAACUUUGAAUAGUUGUUAGUCAAGGACUCCCUGUAUUAACACACAGGAGUUGUAAUCCACCCAUUUUAAAAUAUUCCCAAAAUGGUUUUAUUUGUAGAAUGUAUGCAUUGGUGAAAUUUAAUUAUUUUCAAAAUGUAUGUUUGGGGAAUAUUUGUAAAAUGGUCUAAGUCAUAGAUUUUACAAAUGAAUCUUUCAAUUUUGCCAAUAAAUAAAUUUCACAAAGAUCUACAAGUAUCUUCCCAAUGAAUAAAUCAAUGUU
Crotalus tigris (Tiger rattlesnake) is the source of this 5994-nucleotide messenger RNA. Its product is annotated as lamina-associated polypeptide 2-like. The transcript has 3 exons. NCBI's taxonomy places the organism in Eukaryota, Metazoa, Chordata, Lepidosauria, Squamata, Viperidae. The record is from RefSeq and is a predicted model, not a curated record. The coding region runs from base 978 to 2792 and encodes 604 amino acids.